CUGCCAGCUGGCCCCACAAGUGACAGAUGUCACUGCUGGAAAUGCCCCUUCAGGGAGUGAAUGGAAUUGGGACCAGACUCUGUCUUCAAGGCCGUGGGCAGCCCAGGCUGGAAGGGCCAGGCUCUGACCAACACGGCCACCUCAUAAGGGCCCAGGCAGUCAGGGAAACAAAGCAGAGAGCAGUCACUGCAGGCAGAGUUGGGGAGCAAGGUGCUGCAUGCCGGGGUUGGGAAUGGGUGUACAAUUAAUGAGUGUACUAAUGUCAUCACUAUGAAAUAUCAGAGAGUUCGACUAAGCAGGUUAUUACACAAAAGAAAAAAUAGAUAGAGUCCAUCACCUUGUCCCGGGCUCACUGUAAAACGUCAAAGCAGGGAUCUCCAGAAAGAAAACCUUCCCCAUUGGUAGUCAGCUUUAAAUGGCUCUGGGAGAGGUGCAGCCAGGCUCCACCCCUUCCAGUAGCACAGGUGAAUGCCUUCACCUGUGCUCCCAGCAGUGACUCAUUGCUCGCCUCAGGUGAUCAAUCAGAGGUUCAGGCAUGAUUCAGCAAUUCCCAUGCACUGCAGAGUGCUGCCUAUGUCCCUGGGUGGGUGCUGGUGACAUGGGGGCUCAGCUGGUGUCCCCUGGGCAAGCAGUUGCCUUCCCAGUGGAGGAACGUGCCAGAGGUCCCUUGAGGACGGCUGUCUCCUUCUCCAGGCUGCCCAGAGCCACAGCGACGUCCUGCACGCUCUGCUCCACCAUCGCGUGUGUCUGCUGAAGGGGACAAGGACCUGAAUGACCGCUGUGGCCCAGGGUGGGCAGAGAGCUGAGUUGACCAACCAGGACGGAGUUUGGACUCAGGGUAUGGAAGGUUUUGACCCUCAAGUUCACAAGUCCAGCCUGAUUUACCAAAUCCCAUCAUUAAACUGCAUCCCCAAGUGUCCCAUUCACACAUCUCCUUCAUAACUCAGUGAUGGGGAAUCCACCGCUUUCCUGCUCAGCCCAUUCCAACGUUUGACAACUCUCUCAACAUAGCAUGACUCCACCAACACAAAUACCAGUGCUGGGCCAUUUGCUUGCAAGAAAGGAAAGCAGAAAACACCAACUUGUGGCCAUCUGAGCAACAAUCUGACUGCAACAGACAGGGAAAGGGGAACGAGAUCACCUCAGACUGGUUGAUGCAUGGCUACGAUCUGCUACACCCAUCUGGCUUGAGAUGCAGGAGCAGCAGCUCAGUGGAAGUCCUGCAGACCCACGGGGCAUCGUGUCUCCUUCCCACUUGCUGCUUCCACUGUCCGCACACAGCAAGGCUUCUCCUGGCCAUGGCUGCUGCUGGCUUCUGGUUUAGGAGGUCAGGCAUCACCAGACAGCCAGACUAUAAUUAAAAUGCAAAGAGCCAUUUGUCACUUGGAUAGGCUGGCUCCCAGCUGGCAGCUUCAUCCUGGACUGUUCAAAGAACGUGAUAACUUGUACCGAUGGCUAAUGGUUUGCGCAAGCCCUGUGUGGGUGGGGUGGAAGUUCAGAAUGCUAUAAGAAGCAUUAGGGUGCUGAAUAAACGUGAGCAGGAGCAGAAGCAGGAGAAGCAACAUGGGAGAGCUGCGUGUCCGCUCCGUUCUGGUGACUGGGGCCAACCGGGGAAUCGGCCUCGGGCUGGUCCAGCACCUGCUGGCAUUGCCAAACCCACCUGAGUGGGUCUUUGCAACUUGUCGCGACCCCAAGGGACAGCGAGCGCAGGAGCUGCAGAAAUUGGCCUCCAAGCACCCCAACCUGGUCAUCGUCCCGCUCGAAGUCACCGAUCCCGCCAGCAUCAAGGCGGCCGCAGCCAGCGUCGGGGAGCGCCUCAAGGGCUCGGGGCUGAACCUCCUCAUCAACAACGCUGGGAUCAUAAAGGAAAACACGCUUGACAAUGAAACACUGAAGGACAUGGCUGAGGUGUACAUGACCAAUACCAUUGCACCUCUGCUGCUCAGCCAGGCGUUCCUUCCACUGCUGAAGAAGGCAGCCCAGGGGAGCCCAGGUUCAGGGAUGAGCUGCAGCAAAGCAGCCAUUGCCAACAUUUCCAGCUGUUCGGGUUCAAUCAAAGAACUCUACUUAUGGGAAGGUGUGCAAGCUGUCUGUUACCGCUGCAGCAAGGCUGCUCUCAACAUGCUCACCAGGUGCCAGUCCAUGGGGUACCGGGAACAUGGCAUCCUCUGUGUCACUUUCAAUCCUGGAUGGGUGCAAACGGACAUGGGAAAAGCAGGAGGAGACAAGCCCCCCGUGACGGUGGACGCGAGCGCAGCAGGGAUGUUGAAGGUGCUCUCCAAGCUCUCCGAGAAGGACAGCGGGUCCUUCCGGGACUGGGAAGGGAACGUUGUGCCCUGGUGAGGUGCUGGCCCGGCCUCGUGCCUGGAUCCUGGCAGUGGCCCCUCUGCUGCUGCCCGACCUCUGCUAAGUCUUCAAUAAAACCAUAUCUGACAACAGCAAUGCUCUUGUCUCCAUCUCUAUCUACAACAGCCUCUGCUCCAUGCUUAUAGCCCAUGGAGGGCAGCCACUUUCCAGGGGUGUUCCACUCCUCAAUUUUGUGCAUCAGCACCCUCUGCUCCCAAGCAAUGUCACUUUCAAGUAUCUCAAUAAGUGUCAGCUCUCAUUGCUGGAAAUGUUCCCUGCAGGAGGGAAAUUGACUGGGGCCACCACCCAUCUCCGAGGUACUGCAGUGCCUGGGGCUGGGAACAUCAAGGGUGAAUCGGGUGUGCAGAAUCUCUCCAUGAAGUUUUCCCAAUGCAGCCAGCGGUUUGGGGUCAUAGAGUGAGAUGGAGUUGGUUUACAGGGCACUGCACAGCCACAAAUGGAGCAGACAACGGCAAGACGCUGCUGCUCAGUCCAUUGGCAGA
Messenger RNA from Lagopus muta (rock ptarmigan), 2849 nucleotides. RefSeq names its product C-factor-like. The record is from RefSeq and is a predicted model, not a curated record. Lineage: Eukaryota; Metazoa; Chordata; Aves; Galliformes; Phasianidae. The transcript has 6 exons. The coding region runs from base 1564 to 2343 and encodes 259 amino acids.